This is a messenger RNA of Solanum dulcamara, 959 nucleotides long. RefSeq lists its product as uncharacterized. The transcript has 2 exons. Lineage: Eukaryota; Viridiplantae; Streptophyta; Magnoliopsida; Solanales; Solanaceae. The record is from RefSeq and is a predicted model, not a curated record. The coding region runs from base 314 to 868 and encodes 184 amino acids.
ACGUGGGAGCAAAAUUGUUGUGAGAAAUCACUAAACAGUUUCACUAUACAUUUACUAUAUUGCCCUUUUCCGCCAUCUGAAACUGUUCAAUCAGUGUUAGGGUUUUGGGAGUUCUGCAUCUCUUCGCCAGUAAACGAAACAGCACCGCAGACUGCAGAGCAGGAUUUGAAACCCUAAUCAUGGUGAGACAUAUCUUCAUGUUUGCUCAAUAAGAAAUUUCCGCCUAUAUAUAAUUUGAAACUUUUCAAAAUCCGACUCUUUUUAAACUGGACACUAGCAAUUAGCAAAGGCUUUUCGGCCAAAUAGUCUCAGGAUGCGCACCAAAGCAGGUGCUUCAAUGGCAAAAUCAUUCGACACACAGAAGUACCUGAAGAAAGUCGGAUUAGGGAAAGAAGAUUAUCACUUCUGGAAGCAAGUGGGAAAAGCUUUGCUUUGUACUUACACUCUGUUUGGUGUGGCGUGGGUGUGGAAUGAAACUUCGCCACUUGGUUGGUGGACCUUAAAGCCACGGCCAAAGGAAGAAAAAGAACUAGCACAUCUUUACGAACGCCGGAAAUUUCCAUAUCCAGGCGACGAGAAGGCCAUGGAAGAGUUCGUUGCCAAAGGUGGGAUGAUUGGGACUACCAUUGGUCCCAAGGGAAUCAUUGAAUCUGAUAAAGAUUCAUACAAUUAUCAGAAAGCAUUGCAGGAUAAGAAGGUUGACCAAGAAGCCUUCAAGUUGUGGACGAGGAUGAGGAAUGAGGUCAUUUCUGAGCUUCAAGAGAAAGGGUUUGAUGUAGAAGAACAGACAAUGACAUGCUCUCAUCAAUACCGUUCACGUCAUUCUCCCUCUCUGAAAUGUUUGAACUCGGAGACUAUUCAUUGCUGAAUUUGGAUUUAUUCAUGCAUGCUAAUUGCUAUCUGAUGUUUCAAUACAAUAAAUGAGUUGGUAAGAUAAAUUGACACACGUUUAUCCUUUA